AACGCCCCUCCGUUGCCAGGGAACAGGGGUGGGGAAGGGGCGCGUUGCCAUGGCGACGGCCGGCGGCCGCCAAGCGGAGCGGGAUGCCCACCAGCAUCCCGGCGCCCCGCGCCCGCUACCGCAGGAAGGCGCAGGGCUCCACAGCGGAGGAUGAGCUGCUCUUCGGGAAGAAGCAGCCCCCGCAGCCAUCGCGCCCCGACAGCCCCAUCGUGCUCCUUCAGGAUGUGAGGACAGCCCCCAAAGCGCUGUCCCUUGGCAGGUACAAGCCCAAGACCACCCGUAUCAUCACCAAGGACUUCAUCCGUGAGCUCAUCACCCCUGAGGAGAAGCCCCCAGCAUCCCUCAUCAUGACUUCGGAGGAUUUCCAGCGCAUUAAAGCAGCAGCUCAAGUGCUGAGCAAGGAGGAGCGUGAGGCCAAGCUGGCAGCCCUCAAAGCGGCGAAGGAGGCUGCUCUCGAGGCAUCGAGCCAGCGCAAGGCGGCAGCGGAGCAGGCAGCGGCCGUGCAGGAGCAGACGGGGAAGCUGAACGAGCUGGAGGAGGCGGCGCAGGAGCGGGCCCAGCACGUGCUGCAGCGGGCCAACAGGAUGCGCAUGGAGCAGGAGGAUGAGAUCAAGGAGUUCAGUGAGCUCAUCCUCGGUGCCAAGUGCCACAUGAUCCGCAACGCACAGAUCCUGGAGAAGCAGAUCAUCACCAAGGAGCUGGACGAGGAGGAGAAGCGCCUGGACAACAUGAUGGAGGUGGAGAGGAAAAAGGCCGAGGAGAUGCAGGAGGAGCUGGAGCGCAGGCGGAAGCAGGAGAUGAUCAGAGGGAGACAGGAGCUGGUGAGGCAGAUCGAGCAGAACGCGGAGGAACGGGCUCUGAGGGCUGAGCAGCGGGACCAGGAGGCGCAGGAGAUGCGGCAGUACCUGGAGCGGCUGAAGCUGGAGGAUCAGAAGGACAUGGAGCGGAGGCAGGAGCAGCACAAGCAAAUCCAGGCUGAGAUUAAACGUGUCAACAACGAGAACCAGAAGCUCAAGGCGGAGCAGCAGGAGCUGGAGCGGCUGGAGGACGAGCGGGUGCUCGAGUACCAGAGGCAGAAGCUGGAGCGCGAGGCCAAGCUGGAGGCCGAGCAGGAGAAAAUCCGUGUGGAGAAGGAGAAGGAGAUGGCGCGUCUGAGAGCCAUGCAGGAGAGAGCGCAGGACCACCAGGCAGAGCAGGACGCUCUGAGAGCCAAGCGCAGCCAGGAGGCCGCGGAGCGCGAGUGGCGGCGCAAGGAGAAGGAGACGGCGCGGCUGAAGGCGGAGGCCGAGGCGCGGCUGAAGCAGAGCCGCCUGGAGCAGAUCGCGCAGCGGGAGCACGGCAUGGCCGUGCAGGCGCAGCAGGACCGCCACGAGUUCCAGAGGAUCCUCCGGGCGCAGCAGGAGCAGAUGGAGAAGGAGAAGGCCGAGGAGGUGCGGAAGGCAGCGGAGCGCCGGGCACACGCCAAGGCCGUGCGGUGCCAGGUCCGGGAGCGGCAGCAGGAGCUGGUGCAGGAGCGAGCGGCCGCCUUCGAGGAGUUCAAGCGCCUGCAGGAGGAGGCCCAGCGCCACAGCCAGCGCAUCGCCCGCUUCAAGCAGCAGAAGCUGCAGGAGCUCAGAGACUCUGGUGUGCCCGAGAAGUUCUGUGCCCAAGUGGAGCUGAGGGACCAGCACCGAGCCAUCAUAGCUUCAGGCCGGGCCCGGCGCGGCAUGGGGCUGGGCUCCAGCAAGGGGCUGAUGCUUUCUUAGGCUGUUUUCUACCACUAGCAAUGUUUAUGGAGCAGA
Molecule: messenger RNA, 1781 nt
Organism: Strigops habroptila (Kakapo)
Lineage: Eukaryota; Metazoa; Chordata; Aves; Psittaciformes; Psittacidae
Gene: CFAP45
Product: cilia and flagella associated protein 45
Exons: 12
Coding region: 84-1745 (553 amino acids)
Source: RefSeq, a predicted model, not a curated record